GCAAUGACGUCGAUUACUUUUUUUUCAGUGUAAGAGGUAUUCCUAAUGUCGGGAUUUGCGAACGGAAGUAUAACUUUGGACGAGGAGCGGGACGUCUAUUAUGCCGGUCAAGUAUUGUCAGGAAAGCUUGAGUUUGGAAUCAAUCAGCCACUUCAAUUCAAGGCCAUCAACAUAGUGUUUCAUGGUGAAGCCAACGUGUCUUGGGAGGAAACAGAGGUGGAAGAGUAUGAUGGAAUGCGGAGUUACAACAACAUACAAUAUGGCGGUGAAGAGGUGUUCUUCCAUGUAGAGCAAUGUGUCUGUGGAGGUGUUGGUGUAUCUCAGCUACAGCCCGGUAGCCACCUCAUUCCAUUCCGGUUCCAAAUACCGCCCACAGUGCCUUCGAGCUUUGGUACAGGACAUGAUGAUGAAGAGAGAACCAUUUAUUACUUUGUCAAGGCAGUUCUCGAGUACCACGAUGGUCGUGCAAGCGAGGAGUUGGAAAAUUAUUUCGAAGUUGUGGUGCCACUGGAUUUGAACCUCAACCCGGAGAUGCAGGUAGAAAACGAGGUUAUCUUCGAGGAAGUCAUCAGCUCCUGUUUCUGCGGCUCAGGGCUACUCAAGGUGACCGUGACGCUGCCGGCUACCGGCUUUGCCCCUGCCAUGGUGAUGCCUAUUGCUGUCAAAGCUGACAACCAGAGCUCGGUGGAGAUCACCAAGAUACUCUUCGAGUUGGUUCAGAGGGUCAAAUACUUCAGCACGGACCCACCGUCAAAAAAAGAAGAACCGGAAACCAGGCUUGAGUACUCUAAAACCGGUGCCGUUCCAGCCAAGACGAGGAGGAACUUCGAACACAACUUCCAGAUACCGGACUUAAUACCGGUUAUCACACAGAACUGUAAUACCAUCAAAGUGGGCUACUUUUUUAAGAUGAAAUUAGUCCUCAGCGGCUGUAACGACGAUCUAGACGACGAAAUGGAAAUUUGUCUCGGCCAAAUUCCCAUACGAGAAAUGAUAGACGGCGACUACGUACAUCCCCUACAAAGUGACUUACCUAAAGGCCCUAUACCCCAUCCAGGAGAACCACCUAUAGAAAUACCCCCUUAUGUAUAUCCGUCACAGACUUUACAAGUUAUUUCUAAUUAUACUGUAAGUGCUUAUGCGUAUCCUAAUCAAAAUCAACCUUACCCUGGUCAUGGUGUUAAUCCUAGCACUGGCGCGAACCCACCUUAUCCUGGUGGAAUCCCACCUUACCCAGGUGGUAACCCUAUUGCUACCCCGAACCCACCUUAUCCUGGCGGAUACCCACCACCUGGCGUCCCUGGACCUAACCCUCCCUAUCCUAGUAACCCUGCCCCUGUGAUAGGGUUUGUGGCCAGUCCAGUGUACCCUGUUGCUACGGGAACCUCUACGCCUUACCCUGUUGCUACGGGAACCUCUACGCCUUACAAUCCAAGCGCGCCUCCGGAGUAA
Messenger RNA from Cydia amplana, 1452 nucleotides. Its product is annotated as arrestin domain-containing protein 2-like. The transcript has 7 exons. Lineage: Eukaryota; Metazoa; Arthropoda; Insecta; Lepidoptera; Tortricidae. Gene Ontology annotation, biological process: protein transport. Bases 46 to 1452 code for a protein of 468 amino acids. The record is from RefSeq and is a predicted model, not a curated record. Gene Ontology annotation, cellular component: cytoplasm.